Messenger RNA from Nicotiana tabacum (common tobacco), 1319 nucleotides. Its product is annotated as butanoate--CoA ligase AAE1. Lineage: Eukaryota; Viridiplantae; Streptophyta; Magnoliopsida; Solanales; Solanaceae. The record is from RefSeq and is a predicted model, not a curated record.
GCAAGAUUUUACCAUUCUAAUCUGUACAAGAUUCCUCAAAUGACGUUAUUUGAUGCCUCUGUUCUAUUAUUUUUAAAAAAUAAAAUAAAAGUACUCCAUAGAAACCAUAAAACAUAGAGCAAAUCCGAUAUAUGCAAAUGGAGGGCACUGUUAAAUGCUCAGCAAACUGCGUGCCGUUGAGUCCCAUAAGCUUCUUGGAAAGAUCAGCUAUUGUGUAUAGGGAUAGGCUCUCUAUUGUUCAUGGAAAUGUAAAGUUUACUUGGGGAGAGACCCGUCAAAGGUGUCUCCGACUUGCUUCUGCUCUCACCCUCCUCGGGAUUUCUCGUCGCGAUGUCGUUGCUGCCUUGGCUCCGAAUGUUCCUGCAAUGUAUGAGCUACACUUUGGAGUACCAAUGGCGGGGGCAGUUCUUUGUGCACUUAAUACGCGUCAUGAUUCAGCAAUGGUCUCUGUGUUACUUAAACAUUCAGAGGCCAAAAUAAUAUUUGUAGAUUACCAGUUGCUGGAUGUUGCUAAGGGUGCAUUAAAUAUUCUGUCAAAGGCAAGUGCCAAGUUGCCACAUCUAAUCUUGAUCUCUGAUAGUGAGAGUCAGUUAUCCAGUAAUAAGAAUAAUAGGAGCUUGGCUCCCAAAAAUCUGGAGUAUGAGUCCUUUUUAGCUACUGGAGAACCUAAUUUUGAGAUAGUAUGGCCAAAUGAUGAAUGGGAUGCUAUUGCUCUCAAUUAUACCUCGGGGACAACAUCGAGUCCAAAAGGGGUCAUCUAUAGUCACAGAGGGGCAUAUCUUAAUUCUCUGGCUGCAGUUCUUCUUGCUGAAAUGGCUUCAAUGCCUGUCUAUUUGUGGACUCUUCCCAUGUUUCAUUGCAAUGGAUGGUGUCUUACUUGGGCUUUGGCAGCACAGGGUGGCACAAACAUUUGCCUUAGAAAUAUCACUGCAGAAGGGAUUUUCGACAGCAUAGUUCAGCACCAAGUGAAUCACAUGGCUGGCGCACCUACGGUUUUGAACAUGAUAAUAAAUGCACCACAAAGUGUCCAAAAACCACUUCCAAGGACAAUAAACGUGAUGACAGGCGGUGCACCACCUCCUCCUCAAGUGCUACUCAAGAUGAAGGAGCUCAAUUUCAAUGUUAUUCACGGAUAUGGUCUAACGGAAACCUAUGGUCCAGCAACUGUUUGCGCUUGGAAACCUGAAUGGAACUUUCUAUCACCUGAUGAGCAGGCUAAGAUCCAGGCUCGUCAAGGAGUGAACCAUCUUGGAAUAGAGAAAGUAGACGUGAAGGAUCCCGAAUCAAUGAAGAGUGUACCCUCAGAUGCAAAAACAAUG